CGACAGAGCGCCGACGGACGCCUCUCUCCGCCUCUCUCCGCCCGGCAGACGAACCAACACCACAGAGAGCAAACAUGGCGGCGUCCCUGGUGCGGUUUGUCCGCGGAGGUCUCGGAAAGACUUUUAACAUCGCGAGGAGUUCGUGUCUCCUCCAGCAGCAGACCAGACUGCAGAGCUCCACCACGGAGACCCAGCCCACCGUCAGGCCCGCGGAUGCCGUCACUCACAACCAGCUGGCAGCGUUCGGAGAGUACGUGGCUGAGAUGAUGCCCAAGUACAUCCAGCAGGUCCAGGUGACCUGUUAUAAUGAGCUGGAGGUGAUGAUCCACCCUGAUGGGGUGGUCCCGGUGCUCACCUUCCUGAGGGACCACACCAACGCUCAGUACAGGAACAUGAUUGACCAGACUGUUGUCGACAUCCCAUCACGGCAGAACCGCUUUGAGAUCGUGUACAACCUGCUGUCUCUGCGCUACAACUCUCGUAUCCGCAUCAAGACGUACACGGACGAGUUGACGCCGGUGGACUCUGCGGUUCCCGUCCACAAGGCGGCCAACUGGUACGAGAGGGAGAUUUGGGACAUGUACGGCGUGUUCUUCGCCAACCACCCGGACCUGAGGCGUAUCCUGACGGACUACGGCUUCGAGGGACACCCGUUCAGGAAAGACUUCCCUCUGUCGGGAUACGUCGAGGUGCGCUAUGACGACGAGGUGAAGCGUGUGGUGGCCGAGCCCGUGGAGCUGUCGCAGGAGUUCAGGAAGUUCGACCUGAACACGCCCUGGGAGGUCUUCCCCGCCCACCGGGAGCCCAAAGAGGCCACGCCCAAACUGGCGGCUGGUGACGAGGCCCCGGAGAAGAAGUGAUGACACACACACACACACGCACACACACACACGCACACACACACCAUCACCACUGUGUUCGUGUCAUCCUGGGACUCAAGCCCCCUGAAAAAACCCUCCUGAAAUAUUUAUGUAAAUAAAACGAUCUUUAAACGA
Molecule: messenger RNA, 995 nt
Organism: Scophthalmus maximus (turbot)
Lineage: Eukaryota; Metazoa; Chordata; Actinopteri; Pleuronectiformes; Scophthalmidae
Gene: ndufs3
Product: NADH:ubiquinone oxidoreductase core subunit S3
Exons: 7
Coding region: 75-860 (261 amino acids)
Molecular function (GO): NADH dehydrogenase (ubiquinone) activity
Source: RefSeq, a predicted model, not a curated record